AUGAAGGUCUUCGCCGUUCUCUCAUUCGUCUCGGUCGCCUUUGCCGGCAUCAACGUCUUUGAGGCCCGCAACUGUGCCGGCAACAACUGCAACCGUGCCAUCACCGGUACACGUGCCGGCCUCCCGGCCACGUCCCUCCGUCAGUCAGACUGCUCCAGCUUCAUGCUGACGGUCGUGACCCCAUCACCGGUCUUCUCUACCACCUGGGUUGAGGCUCCUGCCAACGGCAAGGCCAAGCGCGCUACCACCGCCGCUGUCACCGCCGCUGUCACCUCUACGCCCACCGCCCUGCCCACCUACGCUACCCAGUGCUCGUCGGCCGCUGCCUACGCGUCGGCCUGCAGCUGCUGGGGCAUCACCGCUGGCCUCUCGACCGCCGCCGUCCCCACGGUCACGGUCACCAGCACCUACGACUACUGCGACCUGUAA
Molecule: messenger RNA, 429 nt
Organism: Grosmannia clavigera kw1407
Lineage: Eukaryota; Fungi; Ascomycota; Sordariomycetes; Ophiostomatales; Ophiostomataceae
Exons: 2
Coding region: 1-429 (142 amino acids)
Source: RefSeq, a predicted model, not a curated record